AUGGAGACAUCGAGUGAAACCGUAUUUAUGCGCAACGAUAAGACUCUCCCAACACUUGCACCCGUUUCAAGUAUCGUUGGCAUAACAUUCACGACGUGGGCAGAAUUCUUCUCGUUUUGGGAUAAGUUCGGGCGGGAGUUCUUGUCAUAUAUCAAACCAGAGACUGCCAGCACUGAAGUGCUGUCAAUGUUUGACGCAUUCGGUCAAACCAACACUUCGAACGGAGCUGAACAAGCUGUAGCAACAUGUGGGCAAACUACGGAUAUCGCCGCUGCUUCUCGGGUGGUAAUACUUCCACCUAUCGAGUGGAAGAUGGGUGGAAUAAUUACUGGGCAAAAAGACUAG
Molecule: messenger RNA, 345 nt
Organism: Phytophthora nicotianae INRA-310
Lineage: Eukaryota; Oomycota; Peronosporomycetes; Peronosporales; Peronosporaceae
Exons: 3
Coding region: 1-345 (114 amino acids)
Source: RefSeq, a predicted model, not a curated record